This is a messenger RNA of Prosopis cineraria, 2794 nucleotides long. RefSeq lists its product as uncharacterized. NCBI's taxonomy places the organism in Eukaryota, Viridiplantae, Streptophyta, Magnoliopsida, Fabales, Fabaceae. The record is from RefSeq and is a predicted model, not a curated record. The transcript is spliced from 7 exons. Gene Ontology annotation, cellular component: endoplasmic reticulum. Gene Ontology annotation, molecular function: lipid binding. The coding region runs from base 237 to 2561 and encodes 774 amino acids.
CCACGCGCUUUCUUGAUUCUUCGUCCUUUCUGUGGGGAUAUCGUGUCCUUUGCAAUGAACCAAGUAAUGGGCACUGUGAGGACCUCAUUCGAAUUCGGAAAUUUCCUUUUUCUUGCCUUCUUUUUUCCCUUCUAGCUCUCACUACGGCCACUCUAUUAUCAUUCUAUUUUGUGUAACUGUCUCGUUUAUCUCAUUGGUGGCGAAGAGCUUGUGGGAUUCGAGUUCUUCGAAGUGAAAUGGGUUUAGUUAUAGGUUUGAUUCUCUUUGGAUUUGUUCUUGGGGUGGUGGCCGUCGUUGCUGCUGAAGCUUUUGGAUUGUACCUGAUCAUUAUAUGGUUGGGCACCAAGGCUAAACGAGACGAAACUGUAACAGUAUCAACAUCGAAAUCACACGAGGGUAUUGCAGAGCUUGAUCUCCAGCAAUCGUUAAGUUUUGCAAAGAAUAAGCAGGGUCUGAUUUGGGUUCUUGAAUCUGACAAAAUUCCAGAAAUCCCACAGAACAAACCAUCAAAGGAUAAAAGAAGAAAAAAUGAAAUCUUGGAGGUUUCUCCUGUUAAAAAGUAUGGAAAAAUUAAGGGUCAAUCACUGAUUCUGACAGACCCUGAUGGUUUGCACACACAAGUUCCGCUGAAGGGAUGCAUAGUGGAAGCUGUUUCAGCAACAAACCUAUCUUCAAAAAAAUGGGCAAAAAAGUUUCCCAUUAAGGUGGAAAGCAAGACCUCUGCAGUAUACAAUGGAAGAAAAUCCUUUUAUGUAUAUCUUGAAACUUCCUGGGAUAAGGAAGCAUGGUGUAAGGCACUCCGUUUGGCUUCGUGUGAUAAAGAACAGAAGGUUGAAUGGUUUGCUCAGUUGCAUGAAGAGUUCCGUAGUUAUCUAGCAUCUCUCAAUGCUGAAUAUAAUACAUUUUUUAAACCAACGGUAGGGUCUAGUGUUGAGUUGGAAAAUAGGGCUAUCAAACCUGAUGGUGCUUCCUCCAAGGUUCAAAAAUUUCUGAAAAAAAUUGCAAAAAAGUCUUCCAGAGUUGGUUUGGAUAAUAAAUCAUCUUGGUCUUCAUUGUCAGGCCGUGAUGAAAGAAAGAAUGCAGAUAUCUUAUUGAAGAAUGCUUCAAUGGCAAAGAGUCUUAGGCAUCCUGUGGAAGACAAUGCUCCACUGUCAUCAUCUACGUUAUCUCAUUCAAGAAGCCAGAGUCAUGCUUCUAUUAGCUCUGACGUUGAUUCUGAUGAGAAGUUUGGUAUAGAUGAGGGAACAUUAUGUUGGAAUUUGUUGAUUUCUCGAUUCUUUUUUGAUGCCAGAAGCAAUGCUAAGCUGAAGGCAUUCAUGGAAGCAAAAAUUCAGAAUGCAUUGGCCUCAAUGAGAACUCCCAGUUAUGUUGGUGAAAUCAUCUGUACAGGCGUCCAUACUGGAAGCCUUCCACCUUGUAUUGUUGGGAUGAGGGUUCUUCCUAUGGAAAUGAGUGAGGUAUGGGGCUUUGAAGUUGACAUUGAAUACCCUGGUGGUGCAUUAUUAGAUAUUGAAUCAAGGCUUGAAGUUGGUGAACUAGAUAAUGCUUCAGGGGUAGGAGACUCAGAUCGAGACUCGCCUGAUUCUGUAGAUGUCUCAUCAGAUCUUCUUCAAGGUCUUGAGGAUCUUGGAAAACAUUUAAAUCUUUCAGAUGGAAUGGGUGAUGCACAAGAUCCAAAAGGAGAUGAUGAAUUUAACACUGAUAUUUCUAAGAAUGUUAAGAGCACCACAGCUUGCUCAACCUAUGGAUCUCGGUGGAAAUCUAUAGUAAAUUCCAUUGCCAGACAGGUUUCACAGGUUCCUUUCUCUUUGACAAUAAGAAUAACAUCACUCAGGGGAACCCUACGUCUACAAAUAAAGCCUCCUCCCUCUGAUCAAUUGUGGUAUAGUUUCACGUCUAUGCCAGACAUAGAAUUUAACUUGGAGUCAUCUAUUGGAGAACAUAAGAUAACUACUGGACAUUUAGCUUUGUUCCUGAUCAAUCGAAUUAAGGCACUAAUUCGGGAAACUUUAGUGCUUCCAAAUUGUGAAAGCAUAUGCGUUUCGUGGAUGCUUGCAGAAAAAGAUGAUUGGGUACCCCAGGAGGUUGCUCCAUUCAAAUGGGUUAACCAAGAAUCCAGAAAGGAGACUUCCACUUCAAGUGAUGCCCCAACUCAGCAUCCGGAUAAUGCAAGUGAUAGUUCAGAGCACAAACAGAAAAAACCAGAUAGCAUUGAAGUGCCAUGUCGGAAAUCAGCAGAUUCUUUAACAAUUCCAUCCAGUUCCACUAAUUUACCAAGAAGCAGAAGUUUAGAUGAUUUGACAACACCUUUGUUGGGGGAUGAUUACAAACCCCGUGAAACUAGUGAACAGGGUGGGGAAGAUCCCCAGCUAGCAAGGAAUGUGGAAGGAGUAUCCCAUGCCAUUGAGCGGGAUGACUCAAGGCGAAAGAAAAUGGGGACACGAGAAAAGAUGCUUGAUUUGAGGAAGAAGAUGAGUGAGAAAUUUGAAGAAAAGAAGCGUCAUAUUGAAGAGAAGGGUCGGAACUUUGUCGACAAGAUGCGGGAGCGUGAGAGAUAUUGAUAUUGAUCCCAUGAACAGAAUGCGUAUACGUGUUUAUGCUCAGAUAGAUCAUGAUGAAUUUCAUUGCUAAGCUGUAUAUUUCUAGGUGCUUAGAAAACAUUAAAUAAAUUUCGCAUUAUAUGUUCAUUUAUUGACUAUACAAUAUUCUUGACCCUGGAAAUGCCAGAGAAGUCAUAUUGAAUUUCAUGUGUGCUUAGAGAUGAUAUGAUAUAUGUUCAGCACGUUAGCUUUCA